Clonostachys byssicola is the source of this 1542-nucleotide messenger RNA. The record is from the annotation of a GenBank genome assembly. Lineage: Eukaryota; Fungi; Ascomycota; Sordariomycetes; Hypocreales; Bionectriaceae.
AUGGCACUUGUAGGACCUACUGUACCGCCGCCCUUCACCUAUGCUCGGAUCCGUGGGGAGUUAGACUCUCCAACUGCUUGGCCUUUCCUGAGCACUUUCGAAGCAGCCAAGCUCCUCCACGCUAGAACCUUGAAGGAGCAGUAUAUGGAGCAAGGAAGAUGUGCUUCUCAGCCUUCAUUCUUCCUGCCAAGAUUUGAGUGGCCGAACGUUGACUCGUCGCAACUCACCAACGCGUUGAACGUGUCAAGCGAUGACGCGGUUGAUGAGAUCGGACUCAUCGCGCCCAUGCCUCCAUGGCAGGAUCGCGUGUGGAUGCAGAACCAAGUGUUAUCAAGAGCCCCCAAUUGGCAGCAGCACCUAACGGACAUUCGUAAUGUCCUGGUCGAGAUUCAGAACAAGAGAUUUCUCUCCCAGGCGGGAGUGAACAGCCUCUUGACGAUCAUGCUCUACGGCCUGGAAGGCAUCAUCGGCAAGAUCUCCUCGCCGCUACGGAUCUGUCUGUACAAGCAGGGAAACGUCUACGUUCCGGCGUUUUAUCGAUCUCCUCCUACUGAUUAUCAGUACGUUCCUGGAACGCGACUUGUCCGCGGCAACCAUAGCGGAGGUCUCCCCUACCCGAACUGGACCUGGUUCAACAUGGCAGGAAGACGGUUCCUUGUCGGAGCUGUUCAGUUCUUUGACGGCGCAACCAACAGUGGAAUCCAUUGGGCAACGAUCAUCUUCGAUCGUCAGACUGCUACUCUUUACUACAUUGAUACACUCGCGUUUGGUAGAGAGGAAAGAUGUAGAGCCGCCUGUUACUCAGUUCGCAGUUUCUGGACCGAACAAGGCCACCCGUUUACUUUCACCGCUAUCUGUCUCAACCUCACUUCCCACGAAAUGCCGGGUUCAUCGGGAGUACUGGCGAUCUUCACACUUUGGGUGAUGAUCAGAGGUUUGGUCGGACGUGAUAUCCGUGCUAUGGACCUCACACAAGUGCUCCCUGUCUACCCAUACCCGGCUAUCCCCCUAGCGAUGUUCGACAGCGCCAUAGGACUCCUCGCCCCAGACUGGCACCUCUGGAGCUCCCGGGAGAAGUCACUUAGCCAGGCACGUGCUCUGUUGGCCGCGAUCUGCUGCAAUGAGCUAGGCAUCAGGAACGGGAAGAUCCGGCUCGUCGCCGGACCCGAGGCCCCCAUCCACGGGGCCUCCCGCUUCUGCUUCCACCUGUUCGGCAGCCCCGCAGCCAUGUACACAAUAUCCAGCGGCUUCUCAGCUCUCGGAGGCUACCUCCCCAUCGAAAUCUCACCCAUCCAGCAGUUCCCCGCCAACUGGAGACGAGUCUUUAUGUCGCCCUUUCUCUCAGGAAACUUCAACCCUAGAUACUGCCCGUUUCUCUGGGAGCGUGCCGUGCCUACCUUGUCACCAGAUGAGCUCCCACCGCCGCCACAUUGGUUUCGGCGUCCGCGUAUCGACGGAGGCCACAGCGAGCUGAGGGCCGGAAAACCUUAUGAUCCUACGAUGUAUCUGUCCCUCAUGCCGCGCGUGCCUAAUUACAUGUAG